AUGAAUGUGCCUUUACGGCUUACUGAUGGGUUUGUCGGAGGCAUUUCAAUAGAGGUACCAUGGUUCUCUUUGGCCUCGGAAGCGAGCAAAAUGAAGGUUCAUCAGCUAGAGCUGACAUUCCAAUCAAGAGAAGGCGUAAAACUCGAUAAUAAGGAUCUUGUUUCUUCGAUGAUUGGUAGUGUGGUUGAAUCACUAGUUUCAUCUAGUGAUUUAGCCAGGAGUUUCUACGAAAAUGAGAAACAAGCGGGAGAAGAGGAGAUCGAUACCGAAGCCAGAGAUGGAGUAAAAGCUUUCACGAAGGUUAUUGAUGCAAUCGUUUCCCGAUUUUGUAUGGAAUUGACUGAAACUACCAUUCGAUUAGAAAAUCCUCCAAAAUCCAUGUCAGAUUUAUGCACUGCUAUUGAAGUCCGUCUCAAAGAAGUGAGUUUCAUGGACGAACAAAUGCGGAAUUGCCAACAAGAGGGCAGAAGCGCAGAAACGAUCACAAGUCAGCCUCAAGGAAUGGGAAGCAUUGCAAAUCUCAACAAAUUCAUCGAUAUGUCUGGCGUGGAACUCUUCACAGAUGUGUUUACUGAGAUUGAGGACCAGUAUUCUGAUCCCAACUCUAGUCAAAUCAUUACGAGUAUGUACAUAAGACGUGAAAAACAAAAACACAAAUCAUUAUCGUUUUCAAAUCACGAGUCUAUAUCGGCGGAUCUUUAUACCUCUGCACUGUCUUCAUCUACUGCCAAUUUUCAGUCGUGCUACUCUAAUCUGAAUGCGGGAGAUAACUUGAACCAGACCGCUGGAGAUCAGUUUCGGGUCGCCAAAGUAGACAGUGACCGGGAAUUGAUGUCUAAUCCUGUGAAAUUUGCCGAGCUUGUUGGAGAGUCUCGCAUGAUUUUUCGUAUCAAAAAUUCUGAUGCUGUAGCUGAUAAGAAGGAUAACAGGGCGAGUCGAAAUCGAGUCGUUCAUUACGGAUUCUUCUCUUCGAUCGCAUUACCACAAACUGAAAGAUUAAAUGAUUUUGGAAAGAAAAUGGAUAAGAGCGAUUACGAUGCCAUGGCGAAGAAUAUUGAAGAAGAGACUUUCCAAAGGACGAGGAUGACGGCUGCAUUGGGAUUACAAGGCCAGUUAGAAAUCAUAUUGAACUUCGUUCAGUUCACAAUUAUAGGAACAUGGAGCAGACGUGAGGAUUUUCACGAAUUUGAUUCUAUUAAUCUUGAGGACAAUCGAACAUCUAGAAACAUGAGCGAAACUUGCCGCGAAAACUACAAGACCAUCAGUUAG
Messenger RNA from Strongylus vulgaris, 1269 nucleotides. The record is from the annotation of a GenBank genome assembly. Lineage: Eukaryota; Metazoa; Nematoda; Chromadorea; Rhabditida; Strongylidae.